ACGUCAACUGGACUAUAGCAUUAAUGUUACAAUGUAUACCAGUACCAAUAAUUCUAUGGAGUAGAGCCCAUCUCAUACAAACUUUUCUUAUUUGAAGUGCCAUAGCUAAUUGUUUAUUUCUUUCUCUCCUAUUAUCAUUAGUUGAUCCAUAUACAUGUUUUUUUCUUUUCCGAUAAUUGACUGAAUCAAUGGGAACUUCACAGUUUCCUCGGUGGAACUACAAAGUCUUUCUAAGUUUUAGAGGUGAAGAUAAUCGAAGAACAUUUACAGGUCACCUCUUCAAAGGCUUGGAAAACAGUGGAAUAUUCACGUUUCAAGAUGAUAAAAGGCUAGAGCAUGGCGCAUCAAUAUCAGAUGAACUCUUGAAAGCUAUCGAACAGUCUCAAGUUGCCCUCGUCGUUUUCUCAAAGAAUUAUGCAACAUCGAGGUGGUGCUUAGAUGAGCUAGUGAAGAUCAUGGAAUGCAAGGAUCAAUGUGGACAGAUUGUCAUACCAGUCUUCUAUGAUGUGGAUCCAUCACAUGUUCGGAACCAGACAGAGAGCUUUGCUGAAGCCUUUGAAAAACAUGAAACAAAGUAUAUGGAUGAUGUUGAAGGAAAGCAAAAGGUGCAAAGAUGGAGGACUGCUCUAACUGCUGCCGCAGAUCUAAAAGGAUAUGAUAUCCGUGACGGGAUUGAAGCAGAGAAUAUUCAGCAGAUUGUCGACCAAAUUUCCAAAUUGUGCAAUAAUGCUACUUUGUCUUCUUUGCGAGAUGUUGUGGGAAUAGAUACUCAUCUGGAGAAAUUAAAGUCCCUACUUAAGGUAGGAAUUAAUGAUGUUCGGAUCAUAUUGGGGAUCUGGGGCAUGGGCGGUGUAGGGAAGACAACAAUAGCAAGAGCCAUUUUUGACACUUUAUCUCAUCAAUUUGAAGCUGCUUGUUUCCUUGCGGAUAUUAAAGAAAACGAAAAACUGCAUUCUUUGCAAAAUACCCUUCUCUCUGAAUUGUUAAGAAGAAAAGAUGAUUACGUCAAUAAUAAGCUUGAUGGGAAGCGGAUGAUUCCAGACAGACUUUGCUCUAAGAAGGUGCUAAUUGUGCUUGAUGAUAUAGGCCAUAAAGAUCAUUUAGAGUAUUUAGCAGGUGAUAUUGGUUGGUUUGGUAAUGGCAGUAGGGUUGUUGUAACAACUAGAGACAAACAUUUGAUAGGGAAGGAUGAUGCAAUAUAUGAGGUGGCUGCACUACCUGAUCAUGAAUCCAUUCAAUUGUUUUAUCAACAUGCUUUCAAAAAAGAAGAUCCAGAUGAGUGUUUUAAGGAGCUUUCAUUGGAGGUAGUAAAUCAUGCUAAAGGCCUUCCUUUAGCCCUCAAAGUGUGGGGUUCUUUGCUGCAUAACCUAGGCUUAACUGAAUGGAAAAGUGCUAUAGAGCACAUGAAAAUUAAUUCUAAUUCAGAAAUUGUUGAAAAGCUCAAAAUCAGUUAUGAUGGAUUAGAGCCUAUCCAACAAGAGAUGUUUCUAGAUGUAGCAUGCUUCUUGCGAGGGAAAUAUAAAGGUUACGCCAUGCAAAUUCUUGAGAGUUGUCAUUCUGGAGUUGAAUACGGAUUGCGUGUCUUAAUUGACAAAUCUCUUAUAUUUAUCUCUGAAAAAGGUGAGUUUCAAAUGCACGACUUAAUACAAGAAAUGGGUAAAUAUAUAGUGAACUUGCAAAAGAAUCCGGGAGAACGCAGCAGAUUAUGGCUCGUCAAGGAUUUCGAAGAAGUGAUGAUCAACAAUACAGGGACCAUGGCAAUGGAAGCAAUCUUUCUUCCUUAUUUCGAUUUUGAUACAUUACGCUUUAGCAAAGAGGCCAUGAAAAAUAUGAAAAGGCUUAGGAUAUUAAACAUAGGGAAGUGGCAGACCGGUGAUGGUUCCAUUGAUUAUCUGCCCAACAACUUGCGUUGUUUUGUCUGGACUAAGUAUCCUUGGGAGUCAUUGCCAUCUACAUUUGAACCCAAAAUGCUUGUUCACCUUGAACUCCAGAGCAGUUCACUGUGUUCUUUAUGGAUGGAAACAAAGCAUUUGCCGUCUCUACGGACGAUAGAUCUCAGCUACUCUAAAAGCUUGAUACGAACACCAGAUUUCAAGGGAAUGCCAAAUUUGGAGUAUUUGAAUUUGGAGGAAUGUAGUAAUCUUGAUGAGGUUCACCAUUCGCUGGGGUGUUGUAGAAAACUCAUUCGGUUAGAUUUGAGUUAUUGUGAAAGCCUUGAGAGGUUUCCAUGUGUUAACGUGGAAUCUCUUGAAUAUCUGACUGUAAAUGAUUGCUAUAGUUUAGAGACAUUUCCAGAAAUUCACGGGAGAAUGAAGCCGAAGAUAGAGAUUCACAUGCUAGGCUCUGGGAUAAGGGAACUACCAUCCUCUUUUUUUCAGUACCAAACUCAUAUUACCGAGCUAGAUUUGAGCGGUAUGGAAAACCUUGUAGCUCUUCCAAGCAGCAUCUCUAGGUUGAAAAGUUUGGUUAUUUUAUGUGUGUUGGGUUGCUCAAAACUUGAAAGCUUGCCAGAAGAGAUCGGGGAUUUAGAAAACUUGGAGAGGCUUGAUGCCACCUUUACCCUAAUAUCACGACCUCCGUCUUCCAUCGUACGCUUGAACAAACUUAGAGUCUUGGAUUUUGGAUUCUGCAAGGAUGGAAUGUACUUUGAGUUCCCUCCAGUGGCUGAAGGAUUAUGCUCGUUGGAAUAUCUGAAUCUCAGUAACUGCAAUCUAACAGAUGGAGGACUUCCGGAAGAUAUUGGAUCCUUAUCCUCUUUGAAAUAUUUGGAUCUCACAGGAAAUAAUUUUGAGCAUUUGCCUCAAAGCAUAGCCCAACUUGGUGCUCUUCGAAUCUUGGACUUAACAGAGUGCGAGAGGCUUACACAACUACCAGAACUUCCACCAGAAUUAAAUGAAUUGUAUGUAGAUUGUCAUAUGGCUCUGAAAAGUAUCCAUGAUUUAGUAUCAAAGAGAAAGAAACUACAGAGGGUGAAAUUCUUGCCUCUGUAUGGUAAGGAUGAUGCACAUAAUGAUUCUAUAUAUAAUUUGUUUGCACAUGCCCUGUUUCAGAAUAUCUCUGCUUCAUAUUCCUUGUCCGAAAAUGUACUUACCAUUUGGCAUCCUCACAAGAAGAUCCCAAGUUGGUUCCUCUAUCAGGGAACGGAUCGUAGAGUAUCAGUGAAUUUGCCUGAAAAUUGGUAUAUACCUGAUAAAUUCUUGGGAUUUGCUGGAUGUUACAAUGGCAGCUUAAUUGACACCACAGCUCAAUUGAUUCCCAAAUGUGAUGACGGGAUGUCGUGCAUGACCCAGAAACUUGCUCAAAUUUGCAUGACCCAUUCAAAUCUUGAUAAAGAAUAUAAUAUACAUUUUUUCUUUGUACCUUUUGCUGGCUUAUGGGAUACGUCUAAGGCAGAUGGACAAACACCAAAUGACUAUGGGCUUAUUAGGCUAUCUUUUUCUGGAGAAAUGAAGAAGUAUGGACUUCAUUUGUUGUAUAAAGAAGAACCUGAGGUUGAGGCCUUGUUACAAAUUAGGGAAAAUAACAAUGAACCAACAGAAUAUCGCAUUGAGAUAAGGAGUAGCAGAUCUGACAAUAGUGAACACCAUGACUCCGUGACAGAUGAAGCCAGUUGCUGUCGCAUACUGUAAUAACAUUAGAAACAAAGGUCACAUUCUAAUGAAAGUAAGUUGCAAGUUUGGAAGCCCUUUGCUCUAAAGUCGGUGGCAUUGCCUUUGAAGAGCAUAUGUUUCCUUUGUUUGUAGCAGAACAACUAGACUCUUGGCCUGAGAAAGAGAUUCGCGAGAGAACUUACUUGGGUAGACUUUCAAAAACCAAUUCAGAUGAAUGUUCGCGAAGCAAGAAAGCUGUGCCGAAAUGGAUGGAUGAAAGAAGCCUUGGAACUGUUCUUCCUUUGGGAUGUAGAGCUCAACUAGUCUUGUAUUCUCUCCGUCAGAAACUGAUGUUCACCUUUUCACUUGCAAAAUAAUUUUCAUCUUGGAAAAACCAGAAGUUUCUUACACACUACAUAACUUUAAAUGUUGCUUGUCGUAAUGAUCAUGCUCUAACUUUAGCAAUACACUUUUGCAGGGCCAUUUUCAUAUUUGUACCAAGUUAAAUGUGGAGGUUCAGUUUAGUAUAGAGGGAGUAAAACAUCUUCUUAAAUAUUGUGUUUUUUUUCUUCAUAAAAAGUCAUGAAAAGGAAAAAUCUGUUUCAUUUGGAACUUCAAUCGCAGAAGUACCAGAUUAAUCAACUUAAUAUAUCAUGAAAAUAGCAGAAAUCAGAAAUUUCAAAAAACACUUGCAACAAACAUGCAUGUUUCCUAGGAAAGCUUUCCAAAACUUAAAAAACCUUGCAACAAAGUAUGCUUUCUUUACUUGUGUUUGUGCUAUUCUUUUCUGACAAAAUCGAUGUAUAUGAAGGUGUUGAGAUACGUUGGAGUCGUGGAUGGUGUCAAUGGAAAAGCGACUGUCAAGCUGCAAAAAUACAAUAAUGAACGCCCAUUUGCACAACUCUCAGGAUCGGAUAACAUAAUUACAUUUACAAUUGAAAGACAUGCGAAGAACCAUUAGUAGUGUGUGGUCCAGUUGCUGGAGCUGAAGUGACUGCUUGUGGAGUAUGCUGUGACAUCUGGCUGACUUGCAUCAACUAUUGGUGCUCCAUCUUAAUUCAUUUACUGCAAGGCAGUGAAGGGCAGUCCGGUGCACUAAGCUCCCGCUAUAUGGGGGUCCGCGGAAGGGCCGAAUCACAAGGGUCUAUAGUACACCGUCUUACUCUGCAUUUCUGCAACAUGUUAUUUUCACUGUUCGAACCCGUGACCUCCUGGUCAUAUGGCAACAACUUUACCAGUUACGCCAAGGCUCCCCUUCAAUUACUGCAAGCCAGUAUUUUGCUUUUUUUUUUUUUUUUUUUUUAUUACCAAGUUUUAGACUUUGUUGUAUGAUUUUCAUGUGGAAAGAUGUAUUUGGUGUUAAGGUUGUAGUUCAAUUAUUAACUUCCCUUUUUAUUACCAAGUUUCAGACGUUUGAUGUGCCACACUGUAGUCUCUAUGCUUUACAUGGUGUUGCCGUUUAAGCAACAACAUGCACGGCUCACUCUGUGGCUUGUCUCUUCUCUUCUUCUAUAGGAUAGGAUUUUUUUGUAGCUUGCUUAUUUGUAAAUUGCAACUCUGAUAUUGAUUCAA
Molecule: messenger RNA, 5162 nt
Organism: Nicotiana tabacum (common tobacco)
Lineage: Eukaryota; Viridiplantae; Streptophyta; Magnoliopsida; Solanales; Solanaceae
Source: RefSeq, a predicted model, not a curated record